Theileria parva strain Muguga is the source of this 3818-nucleotide messenger RNA. RefSeq names its product Ubiquitin carboxyl-terminal hydrolase family protein (gene UBP25). The transcript is spliced from 2 exons. The coding region runs from base 127 to 3816 and encodes 1229 amino acids. The record is from RefSeq and is a predicted model, not a curated record. Gene Ontology annotation, biological process: protein deubiquitination. Gene Ontology annotation, molecular function: cysteine-type deubiquitinase activity; cysteine-type endopeptidase activity. Gene Ontology annotation, cellular component: nucleus; cytosol. Lineage: Eukaryota; Apicomplexa; Aconoidasida; Piroplasmida; Theileriidae.
UAUGUAUUACAAAUUUUUUAAAUUUUAAUUAAAUUUAAAUUUAUGCACUAUUUUGAAGGUUUUGCUGCAUAAAAAACCAACUUAUUUUAAAAACUGGGAUUAAAAUGGAUAAUAUAAAAUUGAUAAAUGGAUAAUAAUAGGAGUCAAGCCUUUCAUCCCUCCCACGAGAAUCCAGAUAACCAGCAAAAGAAACAUCUGUUUUCCAACAGAAUAAACUUACCAGAAAACUACACGGGUAUGGAUAAUUAUUUGAAUGGAGAAAAUACAAAUACAUACAUACUUGAAAGGUCAACCAAGCUCUGGAAUCAUAUAAACACGAGGCCCUAUUCAGUAAAUAACUACACGUCAAAAUAUAUAUCAAAACAAAUUCUAGAAGAAAGAGCAGCAUUCGACCCCUAUGAAGAAUAUGUACAUAAGGUAGUUGGAGAUGAUAAAUCCGAUUCUCGUGAAGAUAAAAUUGAAACAAUCAGUGACAUUUUUUCAGAGACUGAAGAUAAUGUUUCAAUACUAAACAAAUUACAUAGUCUGAGCCUGAAGACAUCAACCGCAUCUUUGGAGCAAUCAAAACUAAAGAAAGCAGUUCAGGAUCAAACAAAUAAUACACCUCUUGAACAGAAUGAUAAUUCUGAAAUCAUCAAUUCUAAUCAAGACCAGGGAGAAAAAAUAUAUGAGGUUAAAGAUGAUAAGGUUUUAGACCCAUUGAAUUCAGUAGAAAAAUUAGAAGAUAAGCCGAAUUAUCAAGUUACCGCAGUAAACAAUGUUUUGAGUGGAACUCAAACUGAGUUGAAUUCAGUAACAACAACUGAUACUGUAAAAUUCCACUCCGACAUAAUACAUACCGUGGAUCAUUUAAAUAAGAUGAAGAUCGUUGAACCAAUUAAAGAGAUACCAGUUGGAGAUAGUUUGAAUACAGGACUGACACCAACUUUGUCAGAAAAUAACCCUUUUGAUUUACAAAACAUAGGCGCAAAGAGAAUUCCAAGUAAAAAUGAAGUUUAUAGAGAUAGAAAAUUGUUCAAUACAUCAACAUACUUAAAUAAUGAUGCAACAAGAGAUUAUGGCAGGAGUUAUGCUUAUCGCUAUGGUACUGAGUUUACAAACUUUCAUACGUCAAACACGAUCAACUACAGUAAUUACAUUGACUAUAACCCCUUUUCGGUUUUCUCAGUUAAGGAAAAUAGUGGAAACGAGGUGGUAAAGGAGACUGACUUGAAGAAACUCAGAUCAAUAAUACUGAGCAGUAGCCACAGUGAAGAGACGUUAAUAAAGUACUUUACAGAGGCAAUAUGUAUAACAAACACACAUAUGAUGAACCAGAUUAUCCACUUCUUAGUUACAUUUCUGAGAGAAACACACAAGGUGAGACAGUUUGUGGUUAGAUUGAUGUUAUGCGCACUCUCAUUUCACCCAGAAGAGUUUGUUAGCCUGUUUAAGGUGGACUAUUUAAGCGCACUGUUCACACCAGUGAUAGACGAUUCAAUAGGAGUGUAUUUCCUGAAGUUGUUGCUUUCAUACAAGUCAACAUUUGGUUCAAGGUCUGAGAUAUCAACUCUCGUACCAUACUCAAUAAACUCUCAAGGCCACUUGAUGUAUUCAAGUGGACAGGAGCCGAUUAGUACACUAAGAGAUAGUUGUAUGUCAGGUAAAAUAGAAACUUUGUACAUUUUAAAGAUAUUGCUGGAACGAACAAAAGUGUCGAGUGUGUUCAACCUCCCAAACAGCAUGCUGAGGGAACAGUUGUGCAUGCUGUGGUAUGAUAUGCCCAAAACAAUACCAAAUGUUAAUAUAAUGGAAGUGCUGCUUCACUGGAUAAACUCGAAAGAGGAUUUGGAGACAAAGAAGUACCCGUUCAUGUUGUUGGAAAAGGUAAGGGACUUGUAUCCAUUCCCGAAUGGUCAGAUGGUUCUACUUUCCCAAUUCUUCUUGUUUGCACUGAACCACAAGGCAAACGUGAAUAAUCACUUGGAGUACGUUAUUACCAUCGCAAGCAGUGAGGCAAGUCCUCACGAAAGUACUAAUGUGUCAAACAGGAACAGCAUUAGAAGAGAAAGCAUAAUGUCGUCGAGAAAUAGUUACAGGAAUAGUGGAAGAAACAGUUCCAUGGAUUUUACCAGAGACGAGGAUAUUCUGGAAACUGUGCUGUACAAGAUACUGUACAACUUCACAGAGAGAGAUCUGUUGGAUUUGUGGUGCCUAGUGUGUGUUAUACCAUGGAAGGUGACAAGUCCAAGCUCACCAUUCUCAAGAUUAUUCGUGUCCACACUUAAUACAAUACUGAAACUGACCUCAAUGAGUUAUGAUAAUCACUUAAUGUCUGGUGAAACAAAGAUCAGGCUAGAUAUAAUGGAAAACUGUUUAAGAAUAUGCUUGGCAAGGUGUUCAUGCCCAAUAAACUCACUAAACUCACUGUUGCAGACAACGUUACUCCUAAACCCAGAGUCGCAUCGCAAUCAACCUAUGCAAAACACAGCCCAACUGCCCUCUGAUAAUAUCAUAGUUGCUACAUUGUAUAAAAACGGAAUGAUUUUGAAUAGCCUGUGUAAUUUUUUGUGGAAGUGCCACUUUCUGUGGACAAGAAUAAAGGAGGGAGUGAAUAUGGAAAUAGUAAUUGUGGUGACUGAGCUGUAUAAGAUACUGGGAAAUUUCACAACAUUAAAGCCUCUGGAUGAUACGCACCUGUAUACUUCAGCCUCUAGUGCAAACAGCGGAGAGUUGUACAAGUUCUUUAACGACUCGGCAAAUAAGGGGCUUUGGACUAAGAUAACGACGUUCAUACCACAGAUGAAUUUGGAUCAGUAUUUUAACACUAGAGAAAUGGAUGAACAAGAACAUUAUUACGAGGAUAUGGAAGAAGAGCCAAAUUAUGACACAUUUAACGAAUUAGGUCGGGAUGAUUACAUGGUUUACAGUGAGGAUGAUUUUAUUGAUACAGGUCAGGUGAUAGGAUUGAAAAACCUGGGAAACAGUUGUUACCUAAACAGUCUACUCCAGAGUCUGUGCCACACGAAGUUGUUUAUAUAUAACCUAUUGAAGUUCAGAGAAACUAAUAAUAGUAACAAGAUGGUCAACUCACUGGUGAAGCUGUUUAGGAAGAUGAAGACGACAGGCAAGAGGUCAAUAUCACCCAAGAACGUGUUUAAAAUGGUUUCAGAAAACUUGACAAGCUCUCAGCAGGAUGUAACAGAGGCUAUAAGGUUAAUUUCAGAAGCUAUUGACCCGGAUCUAGAGCUUUGGAAGUCAGUGUUUGCAGGAUUAGUGGUUAGGAGAAUAAAGUGCCUGAGGUGUGAAUCCUUCUCAGAUAAUGAGGAGACAAUAUAUGACUUCUCAUUAAGCUUAAACAAGGCAAAAUCGGUCCAGCAAAUGCUUGACAACUUCUCUAAGGUAGAGGUGCUUUCGGGAGAUAAUAAAUACUUCUGCAUCAACUGUAAUAAGGAUGUUAAGGCGCACAUGUGGAACAUUAUAGCCUCACCUCCAUCACACCUUAUCAUCAUACUAAAUCGCAAUAACUGGAGCUACAACGAGACGCAGAAGGUCCUGAAAGCUGUAAAAAUAGAUUCUCAGCUGUUUAUUGAGGGAUUCCAGUACAGACUCUACGGGUCAAUAAUACACUCGGGAGACUCGACUAACUCAGGCCACUACUACUUUAUUGGCUGUGAUUCGGAAACAUUUGAAAAUUGGAAUAAAGUGGAUGACUCGGUAGUAAAACCAGUGCACGAAUUUGCUGUGGACGACCUAUCCAGAGAUCCGUCAAACACACAUGUGCCCUACGUGCUAUUCUACAGAUGUUUGCAGGCGCCACAAACACCUAAAUUUUAAUU